Molecule: messenger RNA, 833 nt
Organism: Microplitis demolitor
Lineage: Eukaryota; Metazoa; Arthropoda; Insecta; Hymenoptera; Braconidae
Gene: tap
Product: helix-loop-helix protein ngn-1
Exons: 3
Coding region: 85-798 (237 amino acids)
Molecular function (GO): protein dimerization activity
Source: RefSeq, a predicted model, not a curated record
UUUAUCGGUUCGUUGUCAGCUACCAGUGAUUUUGAUCUUUAUACGCGGUAUUACUUAUUUUUAGUGUUGUGCCGAUUGUUGAUAAUGUCUUCAGAGUAUUCAUACUGCAGUGAAAACGGUUUUGAUGAAUUAUCGAGCUCAUCAGACUCCGGAUUUGAUGUUAGUUUUGAGUCACCGAAACAUGAAAUUAAUUCGGUAGUUGAUUCUUUGUUUCCGGCGAUUAAAGAAGAGAAGAAAAAGAAAACUAGAAAUACGCGGUGUAAAAGUCCGACGCAGGUAUUAAAAUUAAAAAGAAACCGCAGAAUGAAAGCAAACGACCGCGAACGUCACCGAAUGCACACAUUAAAUGACGCCCUAGAAAGAUUACGCAUGGCCCUGCCCACAUUUCCCGAAGACACAAAAUUAACCAAGAUCGAAACUCUGAGAUUCGCCCACAACUACAUCUGGGCCCUGUCCCAGACCUUGGGAAACACCGACGCCGGGGAAAUAACCGUGAACGUCGGGAACGUCACCGUCAGCAUCAGCGAGAACGGUAACAUGAUAACGUCAUCAACCGGGAGCUGUGCAGUCGCCGCUCAGAAACGUCUUGGGCCCAGUCACCCCGCGUUUCCAUACCCUCAAGAGCGAUUCGUACCCGAGUGGCAGGAGUACGACUGCUACAGCGACCAGAGUGUCAGCCCUCCGGUCCAGUACCAGACCCAGUGCUACGAGCAGUCGAUGUACUCAGUCCCUCAUCAGCACCAAAUAAACCAAUCACACUUCAACGGGCAUCAUACCAACAUGUAUCAGUGCCUCUGAGUUUAAAUUGUGAUGAACUGAUGAUGAAUGUGCAG